UACUACAUGGCAUCCAACCGGAUUGGGGCUGCGACCAAGCAGUGACCACAUACGUUUGCCUCGCGGCUGAGCUCAGCCUUUGUUUUUCGCGUACCGAGUCUUAAAGCCGGCUCUGCUUCAUAUGUCAUCCUACCGAUAUCUCCAGCUGUUUAAUUCAUGUUGGACACGACUCUGAUUUCUCUGUCUGCUAGGCGAGCUUUGAACAUUGGGAAGCAAUCACGAGCUGCAGCGCUGGGACUUCUCAUUUAUGAACACAUCAUCACUAUCGAGGACGAGAUUGAUCUGAUAUGGCUGAAGAAGAAGAGUUGGGUGACAUGUCUCUAUCAUUUUAACCGCUGGCUUCCAGCGGUAUGGCUCACAUUCGACAUGAUACAACAAAACCCGUAUAAUGCGAUAUCAUCCAAAGUAAUUCUCUUCAUACACCCUUCCACCGUCUUACGCUAACCAUUCAUCAAGACGUAUGUUCGUGUUACUAAGACAUCCAUAAGGUUGACUUCCUCCUCUGGUCUAGUUGCGUCACCUACCUGAUAUGCAACAAUACCAUUGCACUCCUUAUGACUAUU
Suillus fuscotomentosus is the source of this 563-nucleotide messenger RNA. RefSeq lists its product as uncharacterized. The record is from RefSeq and is a predicted model, not a curated record. The transcript is spliced from 7 exons. NCBI's taxonomy places the organism in Eukaryota, Fungi, Basidiomycota, Agaricomycetes, Boletales, Suillaceae. Bases 157 to 444 code for a protein of 95 amino acids.